This is a messenger RNA of Striga asiatica, 1548 nucleotides long. The record is from the annotation of a GenBank genome assembly. NCBI's taxonomy places the organism in Eukaryota, Viridiplantae, Streptophyta, Magnoliopsida, Lamiales, Orobanchaceae.
CAGUUGAAUACUUCUCCGUGCCAUAUCCACAAUUCAAAAGCCCGCCAUUUUCAUUUGUACCAUAAGGUACCUUUCUUAUUCAUGGCAGCACCAAAUUCUGGUUGUUUGAUGGGCGAUGCAAUUUAUUAUUUAUUAUUAUAGGGACUCAUAGCCAUCUUGAGUUCCAAUUUAGAAAAACGAGCCUCCGAUUAGGGUUUCGAAUUGAGAUCAGAAACCAAUGAAUUCUGGUGAUCUCAACAAAGUAUGGGAAAUCAAAGCGCUGAAGAGAAAACCCAGGAAAGAAGAGGCCCAGAAGAUUCUGGAAAAAGUCGCGAAACAGGUUCAACCCAUCAUGCACAAGCACAAUUGGAGGGUCAAAGUACUCUCCGAGAUGUGUCCCAAGAAUCCUAGCCUGCUCGGCUUGAAUGUAGGACAUGGUAUACAUGUAAAAUUGAGGCUUAGGAGGGCAAAGAGUGAUUUGGAUUUUCUUCCUUUUCAUGAAGUCCUGGAUACAAUGCUUCAUGAGCUAUGUCACAAUGCUCAUGGUUCUCACAAUGCCAGUUUCUACAAGCUUUGGGAUGAACUUCGAAAGGAAUGCGAAGACCUCAUAAACAAAGGCAUAAGCGGGGAAGGGCGUGGAUUUGAUCUUCCCGGACGACGUUUAGGCGGAACCUCUCGCAAUCCUCUCUCUUCCCUUCGCCAGUCUGUGCUGACUGCGGCCCAAAACCGGGCCCGUCUCGCGUCCUUGAUGCCCCCAGGGCCCAAAAAAAUCGGUGGUGAUAAAACCAUCAUGAAGACAUUUAAUCCUGCCCAAGCUGCUGUAAUGGCAGCUGGGAGAAGAAUGCGGGAUAACAUCUGGUGUGGUUCGGAAUUUGGUGAUGUAUUAGGAGAAGAUGAUUUGGACAAGGAAUGCUGUUCCGAAAUAUCGGCCAUGGAAUUUGAUGAACAUAUUAAAGUAAAAUCUCGAAAGAGGAACCGGGACUCGGAUGAUGGUGUUAACUUUAUAGAUUUGACUGAAGGUGUUGAUCAAUUUGACUCCAUGUCUAAUAGCAAGAACCGUAAAAAGGGGUUGUCUGGGGAAGCUUUGGCCUCGUCAUCUAUGUCUGGCCAUGAUCGGGCUAAUGACAAAUGUGGUACUUGGCAGUGCUUGGUUUGCACUUUGUUCAACGCCCCGUUAGCUCCAGUAUGUGAGGCAUGCACAACAGAAAGGCCCAAAGACGAUAACCUGAAAAAAUCGAUUUGGUCAUGUCGAUUUUGUACCUUAGAGAAUGAUGUGAAGAUGGAUAAAUGCAGCGCAUGUGGAACUUGGAGAUACUCUUACGGUCCGCCAAUAGCUACUGGGGCACCCAAUCGUGGCACUUGACGGACUUGAAAUCCAGAUAUACUCUUUUGUGGCCAUAAGGAAAAUGCAAUUUCACUUCUGAAAUGUUCUGAGUUCUGACAGGCAUUUAGGGUUAUUUUUGUGUUGAUAUCAAUUUGGCAGAUCGUACUGGUUGAAUUUCUUGUUAAUAUUAUUUAUUCCAACUCAUGAAUGAUUAAGUUCAGUAAUUGAGUGAUAUUAUUGCAAUA